This is a messenger RNA of Sphenostylis stenocarpa, 363 nucleotides long. The record is from the annotation of a GenBank genome assembly. Lineage: Eukaryota; Viridiplantae; Streptophyta; Magnoliopsida; Fabales; Fabaceae.
AUGAAAGACAGUGAUGGAGCAAACAUUGUUAGGGGAAGGUUGAUUGAGGGAACAACUUGUCCUAAAAGCAGUUCUACAAGAAACCGUUAUAUGUAUGGAGCAUUUAAACUGCUUUCCACCAGCAAAGAGAUCUCAAAACCUUUGGUCUCAAGCGACAAGGCCUUUGAUGCAGAUAGGAACCAAAAUGACCCCCGUGUCUCAAGCAGCAUUGUUGUGAGCUCCGGAAAAUUUAUUGCUUCCUCCUCAAGAAUGUGCCUUUAUAUACCUUCUCAUCCCCCACAAGCCGGAUUACAUCCACCAGAUUUGAAAGGAUCUAGCCAUGGGGCUAAUAUUUGUGAAGCCCAAUAUGAAACUUUAAAGUGA